CGGCUGUCAGUGGGCGACGCGAGGCAACGGCGACGGUGCUCCGCCAUCGGCGAUGGCUGGCGAGGCGCGGGCCGCCGAUGCUGACGGCGACGAAUGCGCGACUCCAUGUACUAGAGAACAACAAGCAGCGAAUAUUAGUCUCCACAAAACAAUAUGCACAGUGCUUUCUUUGCAUGCCUAUCGAUUUCUGCGAGUGCAGGUUGUGACAUCGUGUAUUUCAGUGGCUGCUCAAGUUUUGUUGCCACACCUGCUUGCUGCAUGUCGAGCACUACACAACCUGAUUGUUUCAAUCUUAAAGCGCCAGCUAUUCUCUCUUCCAGCACUUUCUGUCAAAUGUGCAGCUGAUCGCAGGAAAAGAUCUGAAGAAAAUAAUAUUAUGAAGACAGGCAAUGAAGAUAUUCAUAUAGAGGUCCUGUAUGAACCUACAGCAAAUUCUGUUCCACGAGCAGAUAUUAUAUUUAUACACGGACUCCAUGGUGGGCCAAACAAGACAUGGAGACAAGGCAGCUGGAAACAUGAAAGGGCAUAUAUUCAGCCCCAGCCACUAAAGAAGGAAGAUCAUGAGAAUGAGAAGCAAUGGGAAAGUGAUGACUCAAAACAUGAGGACCUAGCAGAUAUGAAAAAAACAUACUCAGCCUGCUGGCCCCGUGACUGGUUGCCACUAGACUGUCCAGGAGUACGUGUGAUAGCAGUUAACUACUCCACAGAUGCAAUGCUUUGGUGCCCUGUUGGAGUUAAACAACCACCACGCACAUCAAUGAUCGAAAGAAGCUGUAAAAUGAUUGAGCUCUUGUGCAGGAUUGGUGUAGGAAAUUACCCAAUUGUAUGGGUAGGCCACUCAAAAGGUGGACUGUUUGUGAAGCAAAUAAUAGUUUAUGCACAAGAAAGUGGCAAAGAAAAUUUAGCUGGCCUGUACCGUAAUACGAGAGGAAUAAUGUUCUACAGUGUGCCUCAUCGUGGAUCUGUCCCUGCCAAGAUAAACUUGCCAUUUCUCAGGCAAUCCAUCGAACUGACAGAAGUACAUGCAAAUUGUCAUAAUGUCUUGGAGCUUCAUGAAAAAUUUCUUUCCCUUGUAAAUAGAAAUCUGUUACAAGCUGAAGUCUGCAGUUUCACAGAAACAGUUCAGACAUUUAUGAAGCUUGUUUACUUACAGAUUGUAUCAGUUGAAUCAGCCGAUGCUGGGAUUGGUGAACUGUAUGGUGCUCCUCUAGAUCACACCAGUAUAUGCAAACCUGUUGAUAGGCACUGUUUUCUCUACAAGCAGCUCAUAAAUUUGAUCAACAGGACAGUGUGAUGAUGAAAAGUUAACAUGUCCAACAGAAGUCAGAAGCCCUAUAUCUGUUUUGCAGCAAACACUUCAAAGAUAUCAGGCUCCAUAAGUAUUUUUACUGCAUAAGUUGAUGAAGUGUAAAUACUAUUUGGAUGAAAUACAGGUUGCAAUAACAUUGUUAGCUCAACACAACCGUUUCUGUUCGCAUAUUUAUAAGAAAUCAUCUACUCAUCAGAGGUUGUCUGCUGAAAUAUAUACAGAUCUUCAAUAAACACCAUGAACUGCUGUAAAAGGUUCAUUUAAUACUAAAUGUACUAUUGUGUUUAGAAUAAUCUUUCGUACUCAUAGUUAGUUACAUUCCAUUGUGGAUAUAGUAGCAUUAAUUCUCAUAACAAAGCAGAAGCAAAAGUUGAGGCAUGGCUCCCCACAUUUGUCAGUUUUGUUGAUACCUCUGGGAGAUUUCAGAGUGAAGCUGUUACAUAUGGUUGGCCAAGGUAAGAAGAAAAAGAAAGCUGCUUGUCUGUCCAUCAAUAUCUCUUAUCUUCAGUUUCUGCCACAAUAUUAAAUAAUAUAUUCAGCAUAAAACAUAUAGAUAACAGCCCAAAAUUUAUUUACUUAGGAAUGCCUCAGUCUACAAAGUUAAAGUGAUAAUGAUAACAGUUAGUCACUUAGACUUCAGGUAUGAUUUCAAUAUCUAAUUCAGAAUUUAAUUGUUAGUAAUGGUUGUUUAAAUGUACUGAUUUAAUAACAGUUUCUUUAUUUCUCCAAUUUGUGCAAUAAUAAAAUGAAGCAAAUACAAU
Messenger RNA from Schistocerca cancellata (South American locust), 2070 nucleotides. RefSeq names its product protein SERAC1. Bases 53 to 1294 code for a protein of 413 amino acids. Lineage: Eukaryota; Metazoa; Arthropoda; Insecta; Orthoptera; Acrididae. The transcript has 10 exons. The record is from RefSeq and is a predicted model, not a curated record.